AAACAUCCGAGGUGCCUUCAUUUUCUGCCGCGCUGGCUUGCACGAAGGAUAAAGGCUCCAAUUCAUCAAGUGGAAGUUGCGGCGCAUUUCUUGCAGAUGUCAGGACAGCCUGUGACAAAGGUUUGACACAAGAGCCCAUUUGUCACACGGACGGGUUUUAACCAAGUGCGUGGGUCUGCUGAGAGCAGCGCGGAACAAAGAUUAAUAAGGUAAACGCCUGGUGCUCCCAAAGACUGCGUGUUCUAGUGAGUGGAUUGAAGCUUUUUUGACGGCAUGAAACGUGUGAGAGUGCGUGUGCUGCAGUUAUUUUUAACAGCAGAGAGACGAGGGCACACCAUCAGUAGCCUACUUUCCCGGCGCCACUUAUCAUCCUGUACCAUUUGAACAAGAGGAAGAUAAACGAGUGCGUGUAUUGUGCGUGUUGGUGGUAAAAAAGUGCAUCAAACUGUGAGAAAUUCUGUCCUGUGUUAUUCUAAAUCAUGCGUCAUACAUUGGACGGAGCAGAAUGUACCGACAGUAAUUUUUGUGCGCCCUUAAGCAGCUGCCUGGUGUCAUUUACGAGCAAUAAAAGCUAAAAACACCGAAAUCUUAAUGAGAUUUGGUGCUUAUUAGUCCGCACAGAAGUAUAUGUGUGUGUUUCAUGUGUAAUUUUACAUCAUGCGUUGUAGAUUAAGACAAACAGUGUACACCGACAGUAAUUCCAAGGCACCCUUAAGCAACGAGAUCACGUGACCAAAGCGGGGCGGUCGAACUACAAGCCAUUUUGGGGACGGUGUCAGUUUCCACGGAGCACACACACACUGCUGCAUUUUACUGGUGGCGAAGCGGAUAUUUUGGAGGCAAAGUUAUCGAUGCUGAAGCGGGAGAUUCCCUGAGCAAACGCCGGAGGAAUCGGCUGCGUUCACGCCGCGGAUAGGAUACGUAAAGAGCGCAUACGCAGCGAGGAAACGCGGAGUUUUAUUCGCACAUCUGAAAUGCGCUCCGGUCCGCCGUGCGCUCUCCGCCACUGACAGCGUCUGCAGCCUGCUUCAAGAUGGCGGCUCGGCUCCUAUUCAUUUUCUGCUGAUCGCCUCCCAACUUUCAUUGUCUUACCGCCGCAAGACCCACCGAUUCCCAACCGAGCCUUCGGGUAAGUCUCGUUCGAUAUCGUCCCUAACUAACGGGGGCAGAGGGAGAGGUUUGGGGUCAGUGCUUUUGUGUUUUUCUUCGCACCGAUCCAGCGGUGGAUGAGGAGCUUUCAACGGUGGCUGCAGCGAUCACCGACGUGGAGCUCUGUGUGUGUCUGCGCACCACUUUUUUCGCAAAAGAUGUUCCCAGCUCGAGCAUAAACGAUAAUUAAGACUGAACUUUACCCUCUGCUGUAUUGUCUAGUGUCUAGGAAUCUGCCUUUAUAAGUUGAUCUCGGUUUGGUUUCUCCUUGUGUGGUUUGGAUUUAUGUAAAGUGGGAGAUCUCGGGCGAACCAGGCUGGGUUGGCUGAGAUGUUAACAGCAGCAAGUGCUCCAAACGCUCCUCCUGUGCACAUAUUUUCAUUCAGCGUGUUUAUUUUAUAGAUUUGGGGCGUUUGGGGUGUUGUGGAUUUGGUGUAGUUGUGAUUUUGGGUGUGAUUAACCAAAUGUUGGAUUUAUUAACUUAACUUGGAUUGAUCCCAUGAUCGUGACAAGGAGGGGAACCAUUUCAACUGUGCAUAAAUGUUUGAUGACGGCUGCUUGGUAAACACUGGCUCAUUGGUGAUCACGUACCAUAGCUGUUUAUAUCUCUGCGUGAUUAUCUUGAAUAUGGAUGAUUGUGUUUUGGGGGAAAUUUAGAAAAUGUUGGCGACACUUCGGCCAGGAUACAAACAGGCUGCUUGUGCCUAAAAGCAGCCAGAGCAUCGGCGAUUUUACAGGAUUUCAGGCUGUUUAUCUGUUGACAUUUACCACCUAACACUGACAUUUCUAUAUUUUCACCUUCAUUUGGCUCAACUCUUCCACACUACGCAGCUUUGAAUCUGGCGAUACAGGACACACACAAACACACACACUCACACAGAUACGAGCCAGGCUUUCUGCCUCCUGCAUGGGGGGGGGACAAAAAAUAUCAUUCCACUCAUGAAUGCUGUUAAGGGACUCUGCGUGCGUGUAAUGGGUUAAAAUGAACGUGUUUUCUCCCGCUCGGGUUUGCGGGAUGACAGCUCACAUGUCUUGGGAUAGUCAUGGUAUCAUAUCCUAACAGAGUGGGUGGUUUUCAGCGUGUGGUGCUCACAAUUUAACACACAAAAUUCGAACCUGGUUGACUUGGAAGAAGUCGCACUCUUUGGCUGAAUUUUGAAUUUGUACGCAUUUAUUUCAGGGUUUUAUGAAUUGACACACAGAUGUUGUAUUCGAGUUAAAAUGUCCCCAUACACUGAGUUUAAUUGGGUUAUUUUCCAGCUGCUGCUCAUUUAUGUGUAAGGGGAACCUCUAUAAGAGGGGCUGCUCUUGUCUGGGAAUAAAUGAGUUCAGCACGACUCGGGUCAGAGCAAGAACGGAUGGAAAAUCUGGAUUUGUGGAUAAAAUACUGAUUGGUAUUAGUGUAUAUGAAGAGAGCCAGCAUAAUUAAAUCUGACUGCUCCUGUAGAGAAUAUAAGAUGUGUCCCACAGGUUGGAUCUUGCGUACAGAGUGUUUUCUGGAGUCAUAAUUGAUUGUACUAUGGGAGUAGACUUUGGAAUUUAGACUACUGAAGCGUUUGUUGCUCUGUCGGUGGCAUUUAGAGGGCUUGGAUACAUGACUUCUUUGAAAUUAUGGACGGAUUGACUUCAAGUUUUAUCAAGUUGAAAAAGAGUUUCUUCUGGACAGAGGGAGAACAGUGGGCUAAGCUCCACGCGUCCUUUCCUGACGCCAGAGGCUCUAAUGCGUAUAUUUAGACUUUAUCCAUUGUAAACUGCCCUUUAAGUAGGCUCGCUGUCCAAACUGGUCCGACAAAAUGUGUUCAGAAUCGGUCAUGAGAGUUUCACUGAGGCAUUCAAGCCGGCUUGGACUCUGGCACGGUGCCGGCUGUGACUCCCUGGAGUAAAAGAUCUGGACCAGAACUGGACAAAGAGGCCAUGUCUGCUGUUGAAGAGGGGUCAACUUUACAGUUUAGUUGACAGGUUACAUUUGAUGAGAAGGUGGCGUUUUCAUGCGCCAUUACAGUGUUAUUAAAAGCUGCGCACUGUCACUUAUUAUUUUCCCCACCACUAAAGAUCCAGCCGGUCUGUCUUCUGGCUCACUAUUAUGAGAUAAAUGAGGAUUUUCUGACACUUUGGUCCACGAGAAGCGAAUUUAUCUCACCGUUUGGGCUUUUGUGGUUUGCGUGAAGCGGGUUUGAGCAGCGAAAUUGGCUCCAAGUGUUCCCCACGCUAACGUUUAAUGAAAAAGGGAGGUGUUUCUGUGGCUGAUAAUGACGCAGAAUAAAUAAGUGUGUUCCAGUGUUGGCUGGAACUUCAGCUCCAGUCGCUGCUGCUGUCUGGCCAUGUUGCUGCUGCUCGGAGCUGAUUAUCGUUCACGCGCCAUAAAAAACACGGCGCAAAGCGAAGCGGAAUAAAAGGGUGAGUGGACAUACUCUUUGCUGUGAUCCCUGACCGCUCAGAGCUCGUGUAAACCCGCAUCAUACUGGUUGUGUUUACCCCCUUUUUUCGAAGGAAACCCCCGCAGCCCGUUGAACCGACACGGGCUUUUUUUUUCUCCUCCACAAAAUGGCAGCCGUGCUGUCGGCAGCCUGGCAGUCCAGCGGCUCUGACUGUGAGCCUCCGGUCCCUCCUCAUUCCCGCUCUCACACCGGCAGCUCGCCGUGUUGUUGUUUUGGUUGGAGAGGCUGCCUUGUUCUGGUGACUGGCGACCAGCCAUGUGGGCUAAAAAAGCAAAAGGAGUUGCCAUAGAAACGCUCAGGUUUCCCCUAUAGCUUAUGUGGCACACCUGACGCAGUGAAUGGGUGUCUCCUGUCGCCCCUCGCUCACCCACACCCACUCAGGGCGCUUUAGACCCCGCACCUAAAAAUAUCACGAACUAUCGAAAGGGUUCGGUUAGAAAAGAGGUGUGCGUCGCCACGAAUUCAAUCAGUCGAGUUUCAUUUUGAGUGAGGCGUAAACUGAGCAGUGGUUCACGGCUGGAUACUUCAUGUUGCUUUCACACAGUUUUGCCCGUCCACGGAACAACAAAAUUUCCACCAGUUUAGUUUUGAAAUGUGGUCAUUCAUCCAAAAAAAAAAACAACAACAAAAAACCGCUAGACAUGCAGGCAAGUUUGGAAUUACGCAUGCGUGUCCCGAAUUAUCCAGCCUGUUUGAUUUUGCGCAACAUUUCUGUUGAUUUGUGGAAACGUCCUCUUGUGCCUUUUUUGAGCUCUGAACCUCUUUGCUUUACCUGCGCUUCCUUUCUCCUCUGAUCUCGCCAUGUGUUAAACCAUGUCUCUGGGAGAUGAAACACAGAAGAAGAGCCCGGAUUCCAUCGAUCUCCCAGUGGAAGUGAUUGAUUUAUGAUUAUUCACCGCGCUGCUGCUGCUGCUGCUGCCUCUCAAUCUGCUUCUGAGCUCUCCUCCUUAAGUUAUUAUGUGAUUAGCAUAAACGAUGAUGUUGCUUUAACACAGUCAAACAAACAGCAGUUUCCUACCCCAAAUGGUCUGACAGUACCCUCUCCUCUUGCGCUUCUAAAACUCCCUCUUUGUGUUUCUUCCUCGCAGGAUUGUUGUUCCUCUCUCCGUCAAAAUGCACCGGACGACCAGGAUAAAGAUCACGGAGCUCAACCCUCAUCUCAUGUGCGUCCUGUGUGGAGGAUACUUCAUAGACGCGACCACCAUCAUCGAAUGUCUGCACUCAUGUGAGCAAAAACCAAACCAUUUUUUCAGCACACUCACAGAACUGUAUUUGAGUUUCAUCCUACAACCAGACCAAGCUUUCUUAAAGCUCCUAUUUCCCUUUGAUCACAUCUGAUAUUCACAGUCUUUUGUCUUUUUUUCUCUUUGUUUUGCAGUUUGUAAGAUGUGCAUUGUGCGCUACCUGGAAACCAGCAAAUACUGUCCCAUCUGUGAUGUACAAGUGCAUAAAACCAAACCCCUGCUCAACAUCAGGUGAGAACUAUGUGCACUGAAAUUUCUCACACACUCUGACCUUUGACUCCUGUUUCAUUUAAAUCUAUUUAUGCCUAAACUGUUUAUUACUAGGAUAAUAAGUUUGGCAGAGAACACCAAGCUUGUGUUUGAGUUGAUCAUUUAGAUUUUAAUAGGAAAAAAUAAGUCAGCCACAGCUGUGAAGCAGUUGCUUGAAAAUCUCUUUGUUUCCUGUUUCUCGUCCUUUGUGGUUACCAGUUUGUUUCCCCUUUGAGCGGCUGGAUUAAAUUUUUAGAUACAAGGAAACUCACAGAUCACUCACACCAUCUUUGUGAAAAUUAACCCUGCUCUUCAUUCUGCUUUUGAAUGCCAACAUCUUGCACACAUACCACAAUGAAAACAAGCAAGGAAAUAAAGUGAACUGUGUUCCCCCUGCAUAAAUUCACCUGAAUAGGAGUGUGUGAGCUCGCUGGUUUGCAGCACAAAUGUGGAGGACUCCGUGAUCUCUGACUCAAGUUUCUCUUUCUCUCUCUCUCUCUCUGCAGGUCUGACAAAACUCUCCAGGACAUUGUGUACAAGCUGGUCCCCGGCCUCUUCAAAAGUGAGUGUGUGAAAGUGGAACAAACGUCUUACUUUCAUCAUGACUCUACAGUUUCAUUUUCUAGUUUUCUUUUGAAUGGAUGAAAUAUAUUUUUCUGCUGCUUGAUCAAAAGAAACUGAUUCUCCCACGUUCAAAUAGGAAAAAAUAUCUGUAUUGGAAAGUGUUAGUUCUAGUGUGUUAUUUAAUCACCGUCUAUUAUUAUAAUUUUUUUUUAUGAUGGUGCUGUUGCAGCAGAGCUGAGAUCAUCUCUUUAUUAUCAUGUAGUUGAUUGUGUUAUUCAUGAAGUUCUGCUUUGUUCUGUCAUACAUGCUGUUAUUGAGGCAAAGCCGCUCUUGUUUCACUGACUGUUUCCUUAACAUAGUCCAAACUGCAGGAUGUGUUUUUUUUGUAUGUAAAAUGAAGAGCAGUGUAUGGCGAUUUAAAGACUUCAAUCCACAUGAUUAUUUAUUUCUAUUUACCUAUUUUUUAAGGAAAGCAGUCAUUGUCUUGUGAUCACUUUUCAAAUACUUCUGUACUUAAAAAAGGUCCUGUUGUGAUUUUGUGAUUUUGCAUGUGAGAAUCAGGCAGCGGUGGGAUCAUUAUUUAAACAAACUAGCUGAAUCUUGUGGAGGCUAAAAGAGGACAAACUUUUAAUCACUUCUUCUUCCUAUUUGUCCUCAGAUGAAAUGAAGAGGAGGAGAGACUUUUACGCAGAUCAUCCAGUCGAUGGUGAGUCAGAAAUCAUGUGUUAGGUCAAGAAAAACUUCUUUUCUUGAGUUUUGGUUCAAAUAAAAGACUGAAAUUUAGAUUAUAGUAUCUUUGCACUUCAAUGGAUGAAAUACUACCCUGUAUUUAUUUAAUUUUGUGUCUGUUUUCUAGCCUCUAAUGGAUCUAAUGAAGACCGUGGAGAGGUAGCAGACGAGGACAAGAGAAUAAUCACAGAUGACGAGAUCAUCAGCCUCUCCAUUGAGUUCUUUGAUCAGAGCAGGUACACUAUCAUGUGGAGUAAUUUCUUUUAUUGAUAAAAUGCAAAAUGAACAUCUAACACAACAGCUGUCACAUGUCUUACCGUUUUUAAGACUUAAAAAACUUUUUUUUUAAAGUCAUGUUCAGAAAGUAUUAAGAGUUCCUUACUGUUUUCCACCAGCGCCAAGUCUCAAAAAUCUGACAAAGCUUGUCCCUCAACUCAUUUCCUUAUCAGAUUAUAAAAUUGGCUUAUUUCCAUUUAUCAUUCCUGGAUGUUUUUCAUACAUAAUUCUUUUUUAUAUGUGAUGCAUUUAUGCAGAUUGUUUCAGCCUUUAUUAAAAAUGUCUAUAAAUUGAAUUACUUUUCAUAUAUGUUUACAAGAGAUCCCCUUCUUGCUAGUGGUGACAGCUUUUAAAACUGUCAAGCAGUACUAUAAAGACCAUGCAAGUGCUGAUAAUGUGAUAAAUUUGUACCUUUUUAAGUUUAAGGAUAAUAUAUUGUUAAGAUAUGUCAUUUCUAUUGGAGGAAACAUCAAAUAAUAAGUGUGCCGUUUAUUCAGGUAGUUAUAAUUUUGAAUCAAAAAUGCCUCAAAAAUAUCUUGAGGGAAUCCUGGUCAUUUUGUUCAAAUAACAACUUUCUUUAACAGUUAUACUAUUUAAUAAUUAUUGCAUAUUUGGAGUCAGAAAUCCAAUUAUGGCAGCACUGAUAUAUUACAGCUAACAUUGGGGUUUCCCUCUUUCUUUAUUCUGUGCAGACUCGGAGGUGGAGUGGAAGACAAGCAGUCUAAAGAUCAGGUAUUGUCAUUUUAUUUUAUUUUUUUCUCUUGUUUAAGUCCUUUGCAAAAUAAAUAAAAUACCUAUAGAAAAAUAGUAGUAAUUAGAGAAAGAAACUAACUGUUGAUUUUUUUAAGGAGGCUCUAAAUUAAUAUUUAAUUCAGCUUCUCUGUUGACACAUUAAACAGUUUUCUAUUUACAAAUAGCAAUGCAUGAAAAAGAUCCUUUGUCUGCUUUUAAGGUGGACUGACCUUAGAUUUUCAGUCACUUUGUUACUGUACACUCCUCCACAAACAAUAUAAUAAGUAUUAUUGGAAUUUUCCAGGUGGCUAACAAGAGGUACCUUCAGUGUCCAGCAGCCAUGACAGUCAUGCAUCUGAGGAAGUUUUUGCGCAGCAAAAUGGACAUCCCAAGCACCUACCAGGUCUGAUUGAUUUAACUUUAUGAAACUGUUUAUCCAAACUGCUUUAACACAUAUUUGUCAGCCUUUUGAGAAUAUUGUUUGUUUGGAAUUGUUGCUCUGAUACAGAUGUGUUUUAACCAAAAAUUGUCCUUUUCUCUCUCCAGGUUGAGGUGAUGUAUGAAGAUGAGCCUCUGAAAGAUUACUACACGUUAAUGGAUAUAGCAUAUAUCUACACCUGGAGAAGAGUAAGCAUAUUUUUUGGAUGAACUACUCUUGGUUGAUAAAUAUAUUUGUUGGGAUAUUAAAUCUAUUGUGUUAUUUUUUUAAUCAUUAAUGAAUGCAGUACAUAAAAGUGUUGUCAAACAUGAGUGAUCAAUUUUGGGCAUUGUAAUAAUCCUUGUGGUCAACAUUUGAACACCCUAUUUUUAGAUGUUUUAAGUGUGUUAAAUAUUACAAAAUAAUACCAAUUUUAUCUUGACAUUGAUUCAAGAAACAGUCUUAUAAUUUGGAAUAAAUGUGGUUUGGUUUUAUGUUGCACAAAAUAAACUGUGUGGCUGCUGAAGAGUUAAAGGUAAACACUUUUUGGGUGCUGCUGAAGCUGCUUUAUGACACAAUAGAAAGGGUAUUUUAAAAGCCAAGAUAAUAUAUGUGUCCUCUUUAUCUGAAGUGUUAGAGGUAUACACUUUUUUUGUAACUGAGGCUGCUUUAUGACGCAAAAAAGCCAAGAUGAAAUAAGUGUUAGAGGUAUACACUUUUUUGUAACUGAAGCUGCUUUAUGACGCAAAAAAGCCAAGAUGAAAUAAGUGUUAGAGGUAUACGCUUUUUUGUAACUGAAACUGCUUUAUGACGCAAAAAAGCCAAGAUAAAAUAUGUGUCCUCUUUAUCUGAAGUGUUAAAUCAAGCCUGUUUAACACGGUGCAAGUCUAUUUUUAACUAUUACUUCAGAUGCACAAGCACGUCCUUUUUGAAAAGAGUGUUGUUUUUUUAAACCUUCAUGUCUUUCAAAAAUCAUGCUAUUUGAAAUGUGUGAUUUUAUGAAUGAGGUUUGGUUAAAUGAAACUGCUGUAACAUCGUAUUUUCUCUUUUCCACCCUGCUUACAGAACGGCCCUCUGCCGCUCAAGUACAGAGUCAGACCCAACUGCAAAAAGAUGAAAGUCAGCCACGCGCAGCAGGAAGGCCAGAACAGCGCGAGCAGAUCCGGUCCCGAGAGCGACUCCGCCAGCGAGAAAGCCGGGAGUCCAGCGGGGGCUCCGUCCACGUCCUCGUCGCUGCCGAGCCCCAGUACGCCUGCGCAGUCCCCUCACCCGCAGCUCCCCCACGGCCCUAACAACGUCAACGGGACCCAAGCUGCCGCCCCUCCGACUCCCAACCGGUCUUCUUUCACUCAGUUCAGCAGCAGCGGCGGCGGCGGCAGCGGCAGCGGCGGCGUCAACAAGCCACGGAAGGUCGCUCUGAACGGCUCAGCGACCUCUUCCGGAUGACGCGGGGCUCCGGAGCGAACCGGACCAGCCAACGCCAGACCCCUGCAGCUAAUACUGUUUCCAUGCCAACGUAGUUCCAUUGUGUAGACGACGUUCUCUCUCUCUCUCUCUCUCUCUCUGUCUCUCUCUCUCUCUCCAUUUGUUGUUCUGAAUAUUAUGACGUCAUAUGUAAGUCUAAACGUAGUGGACGCUCAGAGACAUUUCAAAAUAAAAGGAAACCGGAAGUCGGACGCGGGAAGUUUUUUCACCUUGAAAGAAAGCAGAUUUUUGACGUGUUGAAGAAAAAGAAAGUUGAUAGGAAGGACAAGCAUUUAUCGCCUUUUUAAAAAAGCUACGUCUUUAUUUUACAGAAAUGACUGAAGAUAGACUUUUAUAUUUUCUUUGACUCUUUUUUUUUUUUUUGCAAAUGAAACGUGUUUACCAUGAUUCUCUCAUGUGUGUUGGGAUAUUUUUGAAGUUGUCAGUUCAAACAUGCAUGCUCAUGAUAACACUUUGGUUUUCUUUGAUGACAGAGGAUUCUGCGUGUCUCCCCCCCCUCCCCUCCUCGCCCCGCUCCACCCACAGGGUUUUGUUUCUUUCCAAAAUGACAGGAAAAUACGUGUGUGUAGCGCUGCUGGCUCCGUGGAGAAAUCCACUUCAAAUUCCAUUUUACUGGAGAAUGAAAAAUCAAAGUUUCUUGUAGCUGCAGUGGAAUCAGAUUGCUUAUGCUCAACGUUGUAAGCAGUUUUAGAUGAUCCACGUGUAAAUAGGAACAAAAUGCAUAUUUAAUCAGCGAUGAUGUUAUUCUCUUAAUCCCCUUUGUUGCAAGGGAAUGACUUGGGCUCCUGUUCGGCUCCAUCUCAUGCUCAAUGACAGAUGUUUUGAUGUCUCACGUGUUUUCCGUAUUUGUAUCGCUCGAUUGUAUGGACAACUUAUUGUAUUGUUACUGUUGCACAGUAUAAAACAUCUAAAUAAAACAUUUUACACUUAUGGAAGAA
Messenger RNA from Xyrichtys novacula (pearly razorfish), 10222 nucleotides. The record is from the annotation of a GenBank genome assembly. NCBI's taxonomy places the organism in Eukaryota, Metazoa, Chordata, Actinopteri, Labriformes, Labridae.